Cucurbita pepo subsp. pepo (vegetable marrow) is the source of this 1411-nucleotide messenger RNA. RefSeq lists its product as uncharacterized. The record is from RefSeq and is a predicted model, not a curated record. NCBI's taxonomy places the organism in Eukaryota, Viridiplantae, Streptophyta, Magnoliopsida, Cucurbitales, Cucurbitaceae.
AUGAAUCAGAUGUUGAUUGUGUUCUGAAUCCUUUGAUUGGAGCGAAACUGGAGCCAUGGAGAAUUCGAACCUCUCCGAUUCACAGGUUCUGGAUUCUUCGUUCUCGCAUUCGCCAUCUUCAGAACCGCUUGAUAUCAGGAACUGGUUCUCGAGCUAUGUAUACGAAUCCCCCGAACUUGAUUCAAAUGACAAUUUUGGAGAUUCCAUUUCGAGGGAGAGAGAAAUUGGGGUUGAGAAAGAUGAGCAAAUUGCAGGCGAGGAAAAUGGAGGAAUUGGAGAAAACAUUGGUGAAUCUAGGGAUGUUACUAAGAUUGAUGAAGAAGAAGCGGCUGAGAAGCUUCCCGGAGCAUGGAUUUCUCUGAAAUGCACUUCACUGAAAGAUCAUCGCGAAAGCCAGCCUUUAGGCAUGAAUCAAGAUUCAUGGUGCUCCCAAUCGCUUCUGUCAGAGCCUCCUGAUGUUGGGAAGUGGUUUUCAAGUUAUGUAUAUGAAUCCCCUACACUGAAUCUAAGCCAGGAAUUUGGAUAUUGUGAAAGCGGGAAAACUGGGUUGGACCAUGAAAUGGAAGAGACUCAGGAGAAUGUUAGAAAAACCAAAAAUGGAGGUGAAAUAGUAGAGUUGAACCUGUUCGAAAAAUGCAAUGGCAAUUCCAGGGGCAACAGGCUAAACAAUAGGCCUCUGAGCGAGCAGAAUUUGUUCUCUGAUAAAACUUGGGAGAAAGACCCAAAAGAGAAAAGUGUGGGAACCAACGAAAUCAGUUCAACCAAAGACUCUCAAUGUAAGUUGCAAGAGAGAGUUUCACAAGAGAAUGGUUCUGUGCCACUGCACAUAAAUAGAAGCUCAAAUGAUGAAAACAAGAAGCCUACAACUCAUACAAAUUCGAUCCAUAAGAUUGAUCUCAUCCUGGAAAGUUCUGAAAAUGAUGAACAGUCAAUAAGAGAACCAAUUGUUGUAAGCAACAACAAAGGAAACAAAGAGAAAGGAGUUUCAGAUGAUGGUUUUAUUACAGCAAGAAAGCGUGAAUUUUCUGAAGAAACUUGCAAGAAAUCAGUGGAAAAGCAAGAAAACUACAAGGAUAAAGAGGUAGGAAGUGGUUUUGGUUGUUUAAGAAGAAAGGCAUUGAGAGACAAAACCAACUAUGAACACUCUGAUAUGGUAGAGAUAAUUGGGAAAUGGAGUUGUCCUCAGAAGAGUAAGCCCAGUCGUGGGCCGCCAUUGAAGCAGCUUCGACUAGAGCGAUGGGUUCACAAGAAAUAAAACUUGUCCUUGGCUCAGUCAUAGAGGGAUUCAAACUCAAGACAGAGGUAUCCGUGUAAUAGCUUCAAAUGGCAAGGCCCUUCAACUUUGCACUUCCAACCUUUGGGUUUCUUCUAUUGUACAUGGAUUUUGGCUUGCAGAUUUGGGUGAGGAUAU